Molecule: messenger RNA, 930 nt
Organism: Stereum hirsutum FP-91666 SS1
Lineage: Eukaryota; Fungi; Basidiomycota; Agaricomycetes; Russulales; Stereaceae
Product: DUF1000-domain-containing protein
Exons: 6
Coding region: 74-724 (216 amino acids)
Cellular component (GO): nucleus
Source: RefSeq, a predicted model, not a curated record
GUUUCUCGUAUGGGCUCCACCCCAGCAUAAUUCACACUCGCUCACAAGCACUCAUCACAUCUGCUCUCGAAUAAUGUCUCACAACCACACUCACGGCGGCUCCUGCAACGACGAAUCUCAUUCUCAUGAUCAUGACCACUCGCACGACCAUUCCUCUGAAGCAACUGGACCGCAAGAUAAUCUCUUCAUUCAUAUCGACAGGUCCAAUGUCGUUGCACUCAAUACGACCGGUGAGGGAAAGGAGGUGAUCAAGCCGUGGCAUGAGAGAUUAGACGAAGGCGUGUAUCUGGAGUCGGAUGCGGAUGAUCAGAUGAUAAUCCGAAUUCCAUUCACCGGUUCCGUCAAACUUCGCUCCAUCCUUCUCAAAACUGGUCCUGGGGACCAAACGCCGGAGAAAGUUGCACUUUUUGCAAACGCGGAUGCGAUGGACUUCUCCGACAUUGCGGACCAAACCCCUACUCAGGAGCUGACUGUACCACAGGGAAGGGAUGUGGGUGAAUACCAGCUCAAAGCUGCCAAGUUCCCCAACAUCUCAUCUGUGACCCUCUUCAUACCCGCAUCUCAGGGAGCGGAAACGACGAGGAUCUAUUAUGUCGGCUUUAUGGGAUCGUGGAGCGAGCGCAAGAAAGACCCGGUCAUCACAGUGUACGAAUCGCAGGCCAACCUCGCAGAUCACGAGAAGAUCCAAGGAAUGGAGGGCAAUUUCUCGGCUAAUGGGAUGUAAGUGCGAACUUGGAAGGACAUGUUGAUGUGGCAGGUGUCUUGUACGAAUAUCCUUCAUGGUUCUUGUCAUUCGUGGUUUCGCAUAGUAUCAGAUGCAGGUAUGGAAUAGCUAGGGAAGAAAAGAAAGUCAAUUAUCACUGUAUUUCUAGUAUUUUUCCCGCAUUCGAGUUACUUACCAGUUCUUGCAAUUGUAUCAUAUGGCGGUUU